Messenger RNA from Salpingoeca rosetta, 1131 nucleotides. RefSeq lists its product as uncharacterized. Gene Ontology annotation, biological process: regulation of cell cycle. Gene Ontology annotation, molecular function: histone H3K79 methyltransferase activity. The transcript has 2 exons. NCBI's taxonomy places the organism in Eukaryota, Choanoflagellata, Craspedida, Salpingoecidae. The record is from RefSeq and is a predicted model, not a curated record. Bases 33 to 995 code for a protein of 320 amino acids.
GCAUUUUGGGGCAACAGAAGACGACUGUGAAGAUGGUGGUUGGUGGUGGUGGCUCGCUGCACGUGUUGGAAGCGGUGUAUGAGCGUGUGGAUGGAUAUGCGGUGGCACGGGAAGAGCGGACGCGCCUGCGGAAAGCAGGGCAGUUUGAAAAGACAGAGGCACUGCAAUACGGAGAAAUUGACUUUGCUGGGUUUUUGAAUGUGUUGGAGGCAGCAGAGCCACGUGAGGGAGACAAGUUUGUGGACAUCGGAUCUGGAACAGGAAAGGCCGUGCUGUUGGCUGCUGGCCAGUACCAACUGGGCAGUGCAGUUGGUGUGGAGAUUGUCAAGCCUUUGCACGAGCUGGCAACCGAGGCGAAGGAGCGGUUUUACAGCCAGUGCCCAGAUGCGCCAACCCCAAGCAACAAGUGCAGCGUCGUCCUGGGCGACAGCUUUGCGCUCACCAACCUGUGGCUGGACGCAGACAUCCUCUAUUGCCCGUGCACAUGCUUCACGGAGGAGAUGAUGGCUGCCCUCACAGCCCAGAUGAAGCACCUGCGCCCGGGCACGCGCGUCAUCUCCACAUCCCGCCCGCUUGAGGUGCCGUGCCUCUCGCUAACCACUACACUGCGGGCCAAGUAUAAGCGCGGCACCCUGCAGUUUUAUAUCUAUACCCGCAACGCGCAAGCAGCAGCAGCAGCAGCAACGACAACGGAUACGGAGGCAGCGACGGACGUGCACAAGACCGGUGCGAAGCACGACGGCGACGGUCACAACAGCAGCAAGAUGAAGCAGGACAAGAGAGCGAAAAGCGCCAACAACAAGGGCAAUGGAACAGGAGUGAAGCAGCCGACGAAUCAACCACAUAGUCAACACGCAACUAGGCAGCAGCAGCAGCAGCCGGGAGAGGGAAAGGGAGGCAAGCGUGCAGGAAAGAAGCACAAGAACAAGAAGGGGAAGCGUGGGAAGCGACAACAACAAGAGCAAGGAAGCGAGAAGAGAAGCAAGAUGAUGUAAUCAACCAACAGCAGCAGCCAUGAUAGUGAAUCACAGCCACACAUUACGAGAGGCACCUGGCAUUCAGAUGGUCGUUUACUCUUUUCUACAUGAAGCUGUUGCUGAUAGUCAACAACAUUAGACAAUAAUACACAAC